Lytechinus pictus (painted urchin) is the source of this 5857-nucleotide messenger RNA. Its product is annotated as fatty acyl-CoA reductase 1-like. Lineage: Eukaryota; Metazoa; Echinodermata; Echinoidea; Temnopleuroida; Toxopneustidae. Gene Ontology annotation, biological process: long-chain fatty-acyl-CoA metabolic process. Bases 18 to 509 code for a protein of 163 amino acids. The record is from RefSeq and is a predicted model, not a curated record. Gene Ontology annotation, molecular function: alcohol-forming very long-chain fatty acyl-CoA reductase (NADP+) activity. The transcript is spliced from 4 exons. Gene Ontology annotation, cellular component: peroxisome.
CCUUUGAGUAUUACAAUAUGAUUGAAGCAAAGAUCCCAGCGUUCACUAUGGACUUUGUUAGAUGGUUACAAGGCAAGAAACCCAUAAUGGUCAAGUUAAAUCACAAAAUCAAGAACAUGGUCUACACGCUGAAAUACUUCACAAACAACCAAUGGGAGUGGACCAAUGAGAACACAGCAAUCCUCUCAGCUGCUAUGAGCAAGGAAGAUAGGAAGGUAUACUUCACGGAUAUAAGACCGAUUCAUUGGCCGUCAUACAUAGAGACCUUCUGCCUAGGAAUAAAGAGAUUCGCUCUCAAUGAAGAUAUGAAUGCCCUUCCAGCGGCACGCAGUCAUCUCAGAAUGUUGCGCAAUAUCCGAUGGACGUUCAACUCCGUACUCAUCCUCAUCGUCUGGCGCAUCCUCAUCGCCCGAUCACAACUCGCCCGUAACAUCUGGGCCUUUGUCAUGAAGAUAUUUUUCGGGUUCCUCCGGUACGGUCAAGUGACGAGAACCGUUUCUAAAACCUGAUGACAUCACGCCUCUUCCUUUGGUCUUUUUUCUGUGACAUUCCAUCCGAGAUGAGAUUUCAGUUUCAGUUUUUAUUUUCUCUCAUUUCCAACAAACUUAUACAAUUCAUACAUAUUUCAAUAAUUUAACAAUUAGAGUAAAACAAUGCAUGCAAUAUAAAAUUUCAAUUAUGAAUUGUAAAUUUGAAACCAAAGUUAAUAGUACUCAUUGCAAUCCAAAAAACCAAAGUAACUAUAUUGAUAAAUAAGUAAUGUUUCGCUUGAAAUUGAGAAGUCCACUGAGAAGCACGGCUUGUAAAUUUUGUACCCCUCAAAUAAUAACUAUAGAUAAUAACUUACUUACAACUUGAAAAUUAAAAAAAAAUAAUGGCCAAUAAAGGUCUGCAACCUGUAUUCUGAAUUGGGUUUACUUAAAACUUUGGUCUGAAGUUGUGGUCUAACUGUGGAUAGCCAAUUGUGACACUAACCUCUAACAGUACAAGUUUAAUUUUAUCAUCUCAUCAGACUGUCAUCUCAUUCAUAAGAAUCUGGGAAUAGUAACCAACCUAGGGCCUUUUCACACGAGAAUCUUGAAUCGUCAUUGUGAUGAUGAUUGCAAUUCGUCUUUAGAAUUAUUGUACCAUUCACACGUUCACUCGAAAACUGAUUUGAAUUCGAAUUCCUGAGCGAAGGUGUAUUGUGUCCUGUAUUGUAACUUGUCAAUCAAACCCAAUCAAAGCACUGCAUCGCAAAAAGAAACAACGAUGAGUGCAUGACAAUUGUAUUAUCUACGGAAGAGCUUGAAAGGUCACGUAAGCUACGCCCCUCAAAAGAUGUUUUGGAGGUCAACCCUUUCAGACAUAAAAUUUGUACCGUAAUUUGAGUGAAACUUAACUGGAAUUCACCUCCGGAGUAGAAUUUGAAUUUUUUAUUGUGAUUAGCGUUUGUGAUUCUAGUUUGGUUUCACACAUGCUAAAAAUUUGUCAUUAGAAUUGUUUUUCACUGGAAUCAUCACUCAAAUUACGAUUUUGGUACUGUGUGGAAGGGCGGAUAAUAUUCUUCACCAUGAAAGCAUGAUAAAAGAGCACAGUAAGUAUAAGAAACAUACUAUGUAAAUAAAAUUUCAACAUUUUUGGUUUUCCAGAAUUUUAGCACAGAUGUUUCAUGACUUUCUUUUAAGUCUCGCACAAUUUGAGACCAAAUUUGCGAUGCAGGGAUGUGUAGGUCUGACAUUGCACAUAAUUUUAUAUUCAUGUCUGUCCAGAAAUGGCUUUAAAACCUUAUUUUUUUUGUACAAUUGUUCUUUCAGAAAAAAGAAAUUGUACAAUUAUUUUUAUGUAGCCAUAAUAUUUCUCAUUGGAAAAAAAACAGUAAAAAAAAAUUCAAAAAGCAAAGAAAUGUAUUUUUUAAAUUGAAUAAUAGAAAUGCAAAGCAUAUUGAUUUUUAUACCAUAUUUUUUAUUUUUUGUAAUAUUAGGAUUUAGGAGGUUACAAAGAAUUAAGAAAGUGAUGAAAAUUGCUUAUUGGGAUCUUUAUUUCGUGCAUAAAUUAUGGAUAAUUUGGCAUAAUCGAUGAAUUCACACAUUUUCAUUAAGAAAAACUAACCAUGUGAAGAUAGAACAUUGGUUUUAAUGAAAUUUUUAACAAGAUGUAUAUUUUGAGGUCGGGUAUUUUGGCUGUUGUAUUUUUAAUAACCAAGUGCACUUUGACAAAACCUGGGGCCAGUACCACAAAGCUUAGCAGUCAUCAGAAGAAUGAACAAUCAAUCAUGAGAAUCAAGUAUACGAUCAAUCGCUACCUUUGUGUUACAAAACCCAGGUUUUGAAUGAUUGGGUACCGUUUACAGGUGUUGCGUUACAUGUUCUUUGUAUGUAUGGUUUUUUUUAAUCAUGCAAAGCAGGUUUAAAUCAGAGCUGAUCAUGUGACAGUAAUUAAGUAAUUACGAUUCGCUACGUCACGUUGAUGUAAGUGUGAUGUCACUAUGAUUCACUAUAAUAUAUUGAAAUUAUAUUUUACAUCACCUUAAUUAUAAUACAGCCUUUUAUAGGCUGCCCUUUUAAAUUUUGAGAAAAUGAUGAAAAUACUUCCAAAUAAUGCUGAAAUGUUUAGACAUUGUUUGAAAUAUUAAUAUAGUAUUGACUGGCCUUGAGGGGAUCGUCAAAUAUGGAGCCCGCAACAGAAUCAUAUUGUCCCGAGUCUACGAGGGCACUAUGGUUGUUUUUUAGGGCAAAAUAUUUGAUGUUUCCCGAAAGAACAGUCAGUUAAAAAUGAAUAAUUAUUCUUAUUACCGAAGGAUGUACAAUGUGUAAAUCAAGCUAUUAUUUGGAACAAAGUAUAUGCCUGUUUGCUUAUCGCUACUCCUGAUUUCAUGUUAUUCACGAACGUAGCAAGUAGUCCUUGCUAAGCCAUUGUGACGUAAACUGUUACCUUGCAGUCGCGCAUCAUGCAUGGCAAUGUGCUCCAUUGCACAUACACAGAACAAUGUAGAAAUCUUGCGCUGAGGUUUGUGUAAGGUGUAUGCACUGACCUCGCCGUGCAUUAUUUACAAUGCGUUGGUUCAUAAACUGGUUCCAGCCAGAUUUCUCAAGUAGUGAAAUUAACAAUCAAAAUCGGCUCCUUCUGUGCAAGCACACGAGCAGAAAUAUGGCCAAUAUUGCCCUCUUUUUUUGUACAGGAUUCCUAUGGGCAAAGCCCGGAGAGGACAACAUGGCAAAUGUUUACCCCUUUGGUCUCGGAUUGAAUGUAGUGAGCGAAAUAUGACAUUUAUUUAUCUGCUAAAACGCCUUGAAUAGGUAAUUAAGUAAAAUAUUGUGGUAUUAAGGACAUCAAUGAAUAGAUGUUAUCGGGUUUGCUAUAACAAUGUAUUGGAAUGGAUGAAAAAAAAAAACUAAUGAUACUUGGCAUUAGAAUGUACUGAUUAGGUAAAAUGCGGGUAAAGAAAGCUCAAAUUGUUGCCAAUUUGGAGUAAUAGCAGAUUAAAUUGUGCCUGUAACCAAAGAACAGUAUUCAUUCCGAUUUGCUAUCUUAUAAUAUAAUGUUAGAUACCUUUUUUACAUCUCUCUGUUGUGUGAAUUAUAUGAUCAAUCAGUAUUAAAACUACAUGUAAGAGGCAUUAUUCAAAUUUAUAUUGUUUCUGAUUUGUGGAGCAAAAGAAGAAUAAUCUGAACCUGUAAUCAAAGAACAGUAUACAUCCAUUCAUUCUGAUUUGCUAUUUUUCAUGUUAAGGUUACAAACUCUUUUUUUGUACAUCUCUUUUUAGUUUAGUAUAUUGAACACUCAAAUUUCAAAUUUGACUUCUCAAAUUUUCAAAAUUUUACUUUGUUUUCAAUAUAGGGAACAAGGCCGGUUAAACUGAGCCUUAGUAAAGUUGUGUACCUUAAAUGUAAUGUUCAAAACAUUUUUAACAUCUCUAUAUAGUGUAGCAUAUGAGCUCUCUGGAAAUUAAGAGGCAAUAUUCCUAUUUGUGUUUUUUAUGCCUCAGGCAACCAUACUCCAUAGCUGGUUGACUAAGGCAUUGUGUUUUUUGUUAUGGUUGUUGUUUGUCCAUUCUUGCGAUAAAGAAUAAUUUGACAGGUCAACUUUAAAUCUGGUCAAAGUAUGCAAAUGGUAAUAACGAUGAUCUAACUAGUUAUUGGGGUAUUAAGGUCAAAGGUCACAGAUGUCAUUACAAAUUUAAAAUGUUUCUUUUGAUAAUUGAAGAAUUGUUUGAGGGAUCAAUUUCAAAUUUGGCCCAUAUGUAAUUAUAUGAAUGAUGAUGGGCUGAUCAGGGCCCCGUCUUACAAAGAGUUGCGAUUGGUCCGAUCAACUACAACUCUGGAAGGCCAGCAGCGUCAACAUCUAAAAUACAUGUUUGUUCAAAAUAUUUUCCAGAUAUGAUGUUUAUUUAUACAUUGUCUUCUUGAAAAUUCAGUGUGCUUCUCUUUAUUUACAAAGGACAUUGUGCAAAUUUCCUGUGGUAGAAAUUAUGGCAUGGAUGGAUUUCCUUACAAGUGAUAUUGAUCGGAUCAAUCGUAACUCUUUGUAAGAUGGGACCCUGAUUUGGGAUUAUGAAUUCAAAGGUUAAAGGUCACAGGUCAUUGCAUAUCUGAAAUGAUCAAUAUCUCAAAAUAACUCAAGAGUAGUUUGAAGGAUCAACUUCAAACCACACACGUGUUAGUGGAGACAAUCUUUUUUUAGAUUUUAGAGUCACAAGGUCAAAUGUCGGAGGGGUCUUUAUAAUCGUAGAAAGAUCAUGCUUUCGCUAUGAUGAAGUAACUGAUCGAGGAAUCAAAUUCAAACUUAAUCAUGUUUGGAUAUGGGAGUGAAUAAGAUCUGAUUAUGUCACCAAGAAGUCAUUUGACAAGUUUAGAAGUGAUAUAUUUGAGGGUGACACAACAUUUGCUCCGGCGACAAUUGCUCCAGGCUUUAUCUCGUCUAAGAUAUAUGGUUAGGGUUAGGAUUGUAAUAGGGUUUUAUGUUAGGUUUAGGAUAGCAUAUAGUGUUUAAUCCAGGAUUGAUGUUGGUCAUUCUUUUAGUGUAUGGAAUUUACAGCGGAGCAAUUGCCGCCAGAGCAAAUGCCAUGGAACCGUAUAUGAAACAUGUAUACAUCUUCCUGGGGUAGGGGUAAAAGUCCCAACUAAAUGAAUUCUGAAAUCCAUCUUGUUUUAUAUUAUCUUUGAAUGAGUUUAUUUUUAAUGUACUUACAUCUUUGUAUGGUAUUAUAGGUGAAGUAUUAGAUGGCUGGUAUAAAAAUCUUCAUUCCAAUUUGUGUGUGAGGGAAUUAUUGAAAUGUUUUGCGCUGUAUGACAGUAUAAGGGCCUAUGUUGUAAACUAUAUAGACAACUCUGUAUGGUAUAGUUGAAUUGUUAAAAGGCUGGUAUCAAAAUCUUCAUUCUAAUUUGUGUGUAAAGGAAUUGUUGAAAUAAUUUGCACUGUAUGACAAUAUAAGGGCCUAUGUUGUAAACUAUGGGCAACUCUGUAUGGUAUAGUUGAAUUGUUAAAAGGCUGGUAUCAAAAUCUCCAUUCUAAUUUGUGUAUAAAAGAAUUGUUGAAAUAAUUUGCACUGUAUGACAGUAUAAGGGCCUAUGUUGUAAACUAUUGGCAACUCUGUAUGGUAUAGUUGAAUUGUUAAAAGGCUGGUAUCAAAAUCUUCAUUCUAAUUUGUGUGUGAAGGUAUUGUUGAAAUGUAUUGCACUGUGUAACAGUAUAAAGGCAUAUGUUGUAGUCUAUAGAUCUUUAUUGAUAUCAUCUAUUUUGCAUACUACUGAGUUAGUUUAAUACAGAUUAUUUUAAAAUUUGUACAUCUUUGCUCUAUGAGGAUAAGGAAUAGCAUUUAUUUUUUCUAUUGGUUGACGAGUGAAUUAAUUAAAUAAGUGAUGGAUGGAUGAAUGAA